This is a messenger RNA of Prorocentrum cordatum, 1456 nucleotides long. NCBI's taxonomy places the organism in Eukaryota, Dinophyceae, Prorocentrales, Prorocentraceae. The record is from the annotation of a GenBank genome assembly.
AUGCUGAACUUCAGUCUCGACCAUCUUUCCUCGGCCGGAUGGCCAGAGAAUCUUGAAAACUUGGAGGUGCAGUGCAGGUGCAUUUUCGUCGGCCUCGAUGCGGGGGUCCAGCCUGCUCCGCCUCUCGAGGUGGAUCCAGCCUGGGCGGCGAGAAACAUCCAGGGCUUAGAGACGCGCCUGCAGCACGCGCCAUGGGGCCGCGCCCGCAGCGGCGCGGCGGCGGCCAACGGCACGAUUUUCGGCGCGACGCACGUGCCUGCGGGAGGUGGUGAGCUCGUCUCCAGAGGAGCUCUAGGCAUCGCCGAGGCCAGCCGUGCCGAGGGCGCCGGCGCCAUCGUCUCGGCGUGCACCGCGCCGUGCCCGCUGCCCUGGCCGGCGUGCUCCACGCGGCGAGCCUCGGCCGUCCCUGCGGCCUGGUCGUCGUGGCUCUGCCGCUCGCCCAGCUCCGCGUGGAGCUCAGUGGGGCUGUACCGGCUGCCCCCGCCAGCGCUGCGCUCGCGGUGCGUCUCGGCCGUCCCCACGGCCUGGUCGUCGCAGGUCCUUCUCGCCCCCGUCGCGGCCCUGUUCCCCUCGGAGGCCACCCUCGCUCUCGGCCGCACGCCGUCGUCGCAGAACGUGCGGCGGCUCCGCCGGUUGCGGGCGCAGGCCCUGCUGGCGGAUUUCGGCGGCCUCCCCCCGCGUCCCCCAUCGGAGUACCUCCGCCGCCGCCGCCUCGAGUUCAUCGAGACGCAUUCGAGCACCGCGGGCGUGCCCGGGCCCAGCGUGGGUCGCGUGCCCGCCGUGUGCGAGCGCUGCCGCGAAGCGCGGCCCUGCACGGCACGGGCGCCGCCCGCGGUCGGCGCGCAGCAGGGCCCCCAGGGCGCGGCGGCCUGGCCGUCCAAAUGCUACGCGCUGCACGAGGUGCUGCGCCCGUGGGCGAGGUUCCAAGCCCUGGUCGGGGCUGACCAGGUUGGCGCUGAGCUCGCCGUGUCCCGAGGACUUGAUGAUGAGGUCGAGGCUUUUGCAGGCAUCCGUCACGUGGAUGGCGUGGCCACUGAUGCAGUGCACCUCUACCAGGCGACUCCGAUCAUGGCGCCGAGGGUUACGACGUCCGAUGACGAUCCGAUGGCUGACAUCGCGCCGGCCUUCUGCUUUCUGGUCGGCACCGUCGCCAAGGCUGCGCUGGUAGGCGAGCUGGCCCAGGGUGGCUCCCAGUGCCCCGAAGGCCAGGACACUGCAGAUCGGGUCUUUGAGAACUCCUUGCUGGAGAGGGCCACCCCGGAGCCGGCCGACCAGGAGCCCCCCGAGCUCCCGGUCGGUGCCGCGAAGGGCGCGGGCGCGGAGGGCCCGAAGGCCUGCGCGCCGGAGCUCGUGCCCUCCGAGGUGGUGCUCUCGAGGCGGUGCUCCCCUCCGCCGCGGGAGCGGUCGGGCGGGCGGCGGGCCAGGCCGCCCGCGCGCGGUCCAGGGCAGCGGCGAG